AUGGCUAGAUCAGGACAAGAAUCAGCGUGGACUGACUCCGUCGUGUCAACUCGUAGACCAUCAGAGGAGUGGCAGGCAUUGGGACGAAACCCUGACCUACCCGAUCGUCUGAGUAUGAGAGUUGAUACCAAACAUGGCGGCCUUGAUCCUGCUAGAAGCAUCUACAACAAGUCGAUCACUCCAGCCGUGGAGAAAGGCGUGCACCCAUUCCGCGACAACGAUGAAGAGGAGGAAGAAGAAGAUCUCAAGAAGCAUCACGAUAUGUUCGACCCGAACCGACCCAAGAUGGCUUUGAAAGACCGCCUUCACCAUUUCACAUGGGCUUGGUACACCUUCCCAAUGAGUACGGGUGGUUUGUCUCUCCUCAUCUUUGCCCAACCCCAUCAGUUCCCCGGACUGUUUGAGAUCGGUAUGACUGUGUACAUCAUCAACAUCAUCCUCUUUACCGCCAUUUGCUCGACUAUGCUGCUGCGCUUCUUCUUCAACCCCGGCGACAUGUCAAAGUCAAUCACCCACGAACGCGAAGGCUUCUUCUUCCCUACCUUCUUCCUCUCGAUCGCGACUCUUAUAACAAGCACCGAGCGGUACGCCAUCCCAGACAACGAUACGACGCUGGCGUGGGCUAUCCAGGUUGCAUUUUGGGGAUAUGUUAUCUUGACGCUUCUUCUUGCUGUCGGCCAGUAUAGCUUCGUUUUUGCUAAGCAUAACUUUGGUCUGCAAACUAUGAUGCCGACUUGGAUUCUUCCUAUUUUCCCCAUCAUGUUGUCUGGAACCAUUGCUUCUGUUAUUGCUGAUACCCAGCCCGAUAUCGCUGCCAUUCCUAUCAUCGUGGCUGGUCUGACGUGCCAGGGUCUUGGUCUAUCCGUUGCCAUCCUGAUGUACUCCCACAUGGUCGGCCGUUUGAUGUCCGCCGGGCUACCAAACCGUGAACACCGCCCUGGACUUUUCAUGAAUGUCGGUCCUCCCUCCUUCACAGCUCUUGCUCUCAUCGGCAUGGCUAAUGGGCUGCCGAACCAUAUUGAUCCGGACAUGGAUGGAAUUACCAUCGAUGCUGGUAUUAUCCGUACAAUGGCUCUUAUCUCUGGCAUCAGCCUAUGGGCCCUCGCCGCUUGGUGGUGGGGUAUUGCGAUCGUCGCUGUUCUCCAGUCACCACCUGUGUAUUUCCAUUUGGGUUGGUGGGCGAUGGUGUUUCCCAACACCGGCUGGAUCCUGGCUACUAUCACUAUUGGUAAUGCCAUGGAGAGUGAGCCCGUUAAGUGGAUGGGCACAGGUAUGAGUAUCGUGUUGAUUAUCACCUACUUCUAUGUCCUCUACAACCACAUCCGGGCAGUGAUCAAACAGGAUAUCAUGUACACUGGAAGGGACGAGGAUUUUAAUGACCAUUGA
Molecule: messenger RNA, 1386 nt
Organism: Fusarium coffeatum
Lineage: Eukaryota; Fungi; Ascomycota; Sordariomycetes; Hypocreales; Nectriaceae
Exons: 3
Coding region: 1-1386 (461 amino acids)
Biological process (GO): malate transmembrane transport
Cellular component (GO): membrane
Molecular function (GO): malate transmembrane transporter activity
Source: RefSeq, a predicted model, not a curated record